AUCAUCUCCUUUGUCGUUCUCCGACCCUGGCUCCAUCUCCACAACGAAACUCUCUCUCCAUCCUUGGCCGCUCUUUGUCCAUCCUCUGUUUCAUAAGAUUCCUUCGCACUACACGCCCCGCUCCUAAUUUUUCCUCCCUCCCGUUUUUUCUGUUGCUCCGGGCGUUACUCACUCUCGCGCCUGUUGCUCCUAACACAUACUUGCUUGUGCAAUAGACAAGCCAGAGCUUCGUUUCGUUCCUUGAAGGUUGGGGGAGAGUGUCGCGGGCGUAUUUCUGUGUUUCAGGACUUCACCCUAGGUGUGUGCUGAUCGAGGAGAAGGGGAGUUUGUUGGAGCUCGCAGUGAAUGAGUGACGUAGGGUUUGCGCUUGAAGUCAGAGGGGUGUUGGUGGUCUCCUGCGAGCUCUUGGUGACCUUGUGAGCUUUUCUGGUCAUUGCCGUGUUAGCUAUGGUGCCGAGAGAAGUUAUUAAAUUAUCGAAAUGCAAACUAGAUGCUUGAUUACCGCUCGUCCAACAUGUACUAUCCUCUUCGCCAUGAAUCUAAUGCCAACAAAGAGUCUAUGCUAAACGGCUCGGCUACGUCAUUGCUUGAUGGCUCUGCAAACACAGCUAGACCCUUUGGAGCUUCUUCUUUCACGUCACAAUCAGGAACAACGCCUAAUUUUAACCACACAGCAAAUCUGCAAGGAGUGCAUAAUCAGGGUAUUUACAAUAUGCAGACUAUGCCAAAUGGAUUAUCCUCUCGGAACACAGGUUUUGGAGGACCUUCGAGUGGUACUCAUCAGUCUGGUGGUAGCUCGGCUUCUGGCCGAUUCUCAACUAAUAGUUUGGGUGUUGGUCUCUCUCAGCAGUUGUCGCAAGGAGGGCUCUACGGACACUCGUCAAUGACAAAUCGCACAGGAACUAGUUUAGUGGGGAAUCAUUCCUACAGUAGUAACGUGAAUGUUGGAGGAUCUGGUGUAGGGUCUCCUGGGUCUAGCUCCAUUUCAAACCGUGCGUCUCUGUCAGGCAUGGGAGGAUCACCGUCGCAGAUGGGGAGUGUAGGACCCCGCAUAGUAAGCUCCGUCGGGGGAGUGGGUCUUGCUGGAGGGGGUGGUCUUACAAGAGCGUUGAAUGCAGGGGUCGGUGUGAAUAUGCAAAACUUGAAUAGUUCACGUGUGAAUAUGGGGCAACUUAGUGGUAGCAAUGGGAUUGGUGUGCAAGGUCCGGGGCGGCCUGCCAAUUCUCUACUGCAGCAAGGUGUAAACAUAUCUUCAUCUACUUAUAACCCUUCAGGGGAUCUCCUGGCAAUGCUUAGUCGAGCAUCACCUCAAGGUGUCUCAUCCAUGUUGGGGAACAAUUUUUCUACAUCCCCAAGCUCAAACAUGCAGGGGCAGCUUUACUCUGCCAAUGGCCAUGUUGGAGUCAUGAGUCCUAGUAGUGUUGGAAACGGGAAUGAUGGCGUGGCCUUUGAUAUCAAUGACUUUCCUCAGCUUACGACCCGGCAGUCUCCAUCUGGAAACAUGCAAGGAUCUGUAGGUGGACUCAGAAAGCAAGGAAUCAACGCCCUAGUUCAGCAAAACCAGGAGUUCAGCAUACAGAACGAGGACUUUCCAGCUUUACCAGGUUAUAAAGGUGGAAAUCAUGAUCUGGCCUCUGAAUUGCAGCAACAUCACAAGGACCAGCAGCAUGACUUGGCGGCAAUGCAAGUGCAACACUUCUUGAUGGGGAGGUCUACUGGAUUUUCGCAGGGAGGGUUCUAUGCAUCCAACCGGCAUAUGUUGCAGCAGCAGCAGCAGCAGCCAGCUGGAAACGCUUCUGAACCACAACAUCUACAUGCUGGUGUUGGGGGUUCAUUUUCUUCAGCUCGUGGUCACCCUUCGUAUCACUCCGAGAUGGUUGGUGCUCCGGGGUCGGGUGCAACGCAAGUGCAUCGUUCUGGGGUUGGCGGAGCGUUAGGUCAGUAUGAUCAUAGCUUGAACUACCAACACCAGUCUCCGUCGAGAGCAGGAGGGACGUUUACUCAACAACUGCUCCAAGCUGGGAUGGCAGGAGCACUUCGUGAUUCUCUAAAGCAAGGGGGUACUGCUCAGCAGCCUGACCUCUUUGGUUUACUAGGUUUAUUGAGUGUAAUACGGAUGAGUGAUCCAGACCUGACAACGUUAGCUUUGGGUACGGACCUCACGACCCUAGGACUGAAUCUUAACUCAAGGGAGAACUUGUACAAAACAUUUUCUUCUCCGUGGGCUGACGAACCCAUUAGGGGUGAACCUGAUUUUUUGGUUCCUCUAUGUUAUGAUCAGAAAGCUCCACAGUUGCAGCCGAAUCACUUCACCAAGUUCCAAGAUAGCACUCUGUUUUAUAUCUUUUACAGCAUGCCAAGAGACGAAGCUCAAAUUUAUGCGGCCAGUGAGUUGUCAAAUAGGGGAUGGGUCUUUCAAAAGGAACUCAGCAGAUGGUUAAAGCGCGCCCCUAAUUGUGAGCCAAUGGUGAAAACUCAAACAUAUGAGCGUGGCACGUUUUUCUUUCUGGAUCCUACUACAAUGGAGAUAGGAUGCAAGGAAAAUUUUGUGCUGCACUAUGACAUGUUGGAGAAACCUCCGCAAUUGCCAGCUCAACAGUGACGGACGAGAGCUGCGAAGCCUGAUGAUCUACGACAUAUUGAAUCAUAUUUUCCUUUCAGUCUUGUUCAGAUGUUCAUAUUCGUGCCUUUUUCUUUAGUGAAGCUAGUUGGUCUUGCCCAUUUUAACUUCAAGUGAGCUGUCUUCAGUUCAUGUUGUACUGUGAGCUUCCAGUCUCUUCAGCUCAUCAGCACUGGCUGAGUUGUGACGGUUCUUGUGCAACAUUUUUUUGGUAAAUAGUUGUGAAGUGUUGAAGUUUCGCUAGACAAUUAUAUGCUAUCUCAUUCCUCAUCUUAAAUUUCUGGCUUAAUUGUCUUAGUCCGCUUAACCAAUUCAAAAGCCGCUCCAAGGCCAGCCCAUUUGCGCCUUCGGAAGCCAUUUAUCAUAAAUAUGUCUCAUUUCAUUUCAAUUAAGUCGACCGUUUUUAA
Physcomitrium patens is the source of this 3027-nucleotide messenger RNA. RefSeq names its product putative NOT transcription complex subunit VIP2. Gene Ontology annotation, cellular component: CCR4-NOT core complex. NCBI's taxonomy places the organism in Eukaryota, Viridiplantae, Streptophyta, Bryopsida, Funariales, Funariaceae. Gene Ontology annotation, biological process: regulation of DNA-templated transcription. The record is from RefSeq and is a predicted model, not a curated record.